Molecule: messenger RNA, 1742 nt
Organism: Anopheles arabiensis
Lineage: Eukaryota; Metazoa; Arthropoda; Insecta; Diptera; Culicidae
Gene: Spt7
Cellular component (GO): SAGA complex
Molecular function (GO): transcription coactivator activity
Source: RefSeq, a predicted model, not a curated record
UCGUCCAAUAACAUUUUCACACACACUCAUCCCCCGGUCCAAAACAAAGCGCCCUUGCGAGAAAAGCUUAUAGAUUAUUUUAACUAAACUUAGUUAUUUACUUGAUUGCUUUUUGAUUUAGCUGCUGGUUGGAUUGGUAGGAGUGCUGGAUUUGCAGGCGCGACAGACGCCGAGAACGGUUUCAAUGCGCUGCUCCCGGUAGGAUUUGUAUCCGAGACGUGUUGGUAGGUUGGUUUGUGCGAAAGCAGGAACCAAUUUCUCGGGCCCGACAAAAUCGCACGAUGAAGCGCAACCACUGGGGCAAGCUGGCGGACGGUUCGGACGACCGGAAGGAGCUGGAUGCGAACGAUCUCGUGCUAACGAUGAGCAAGAUGGACAAAUUCCAGCAGAUCAAGCUGCCGUACACCAUCACCAGAGAGAAGCGCGUACCGCUAAAGAACCCGCUUGUCACGCAAACGGUGGAGGUGAUGAAGCAGACCGAAAUGAUCCAGACGCUCAUCGACACGUACUCGACCAAGUCGGGCUGCAACUACAUACUGAACCCGUGCCAGCUGAUGCCGACCGUCCACUUUCCCGCGAGCAACGUGGUCGACCUGACGCGGAUGGAGAAGAUCACGCGCCCGUUCUGGUUCGUGCUGCCGGACGAGACGCCCUUCACGCGGGGCGACCGGCGCAACUACGUGAAGCUGUCGAAGCCGGUCGUGCUGCAGGCGCUGCGGAAGGCGGCCUGCGGUCUGCUGUGCAUGGAGGGCUUCUCGGAGAUCAACGAGUCGGCGCUGAUCAUGAUAGUGGACGGGCUCGACCAGUACCUGCGGCUGCUGACGAGCGCUCGGUCGGCCCGGUCCGAGAUUGCGAUCGGUCUCCGGGCCCCGGUCUACCAGCUGCACAACUACUACAAAAAGCUGAUGACCAAAAACCGGGACGAGGUGCGGGAGUUCAAGGACAUCUACCAGGAGUACGACCGGCUGCUGCAGGAGAACCAGCUGUCGGUGCAGAACAUGCAGAAGCUGGGCGACCUGAAGGAGGAGGACUACAUGAGCUUUCUCGAUCCGCAGUCGCACUCGUCGAACGGCACGACCAUGGACGGGACGGCGAUGAACAUUAUCAACUUUAUCAACGGCGAAACGGUUAACGGUUUCAAGGACAUUCUCGAGGGUGAGCUGCUGGAGAACAGCAGCACGCAGGACUCCUCCGAUCAGAUGCAGAACCAGCAGUUCUAUCAGGCCGAUUCUUCGUCACAGGGCGGGUUUGCCCCUUCCGGACCGAUGUAGCAGUGCGCCGAGCAGCCGCCGCAGCAACGCUUUGCAUUCUAGAAUGGCAUAGGAAAUAGGAAUAAGUAAGUGACGGUGAAAACGUGUGGCUUUAGAAACAUACGAACAAUACACUGCUCAAGAAAUGUAGGGAUUUGGUCCUUUAGCGUUGCUAACACAAAAAGGAUUGAGGCGAAAUUAAUGUUUAAUUUGUUCCUAAAAUGCAGCUGCUGGAAGCAAUCGAGCGAAUCAGUAGAAGCAUGGAGCUUGUAUAGAAGUAAAUUUCGCUUUUGCUCCCCACUAGCAGAAGCAGCUUUUAAGAAGAGAAAAUCAGUACGAAUCAUGACAAGCAAAGUACUACGAUUUGUUACAUGGGGGAGAGGGUGAGUUUAACUUUUGUUAUGUAACGCUAAAUAAUUUUUUUUUAAUUUUUUUUUUGUGAGUAAUAAACGAGGAUUCUUCUUCGUGACUUCUCCGGUCAAAAAAAAAAAA